Messenger RNA from Coffea eugenioides, 2751 nucleotides. RefSeq names its product general transcription and DNA repair factor IIH helicase subunit XPD. Gene Ontology annotation, cellular component: nucleus. Gene Ontology annotation, biological process: transcription by RNA polymerase II; nucleotide-excision repair; positive regulation of mitotic recombination. Lineage: Eukaryota; Viridiplantae; Streptophyta; Magnoliopsida; Gentianales; Rubiaceae. The coding region runs from base 190 to 2463 and encodes 757 amino acids. The transcript has 12 exons. The record is from RefSeq and is a predicted model, not a curated record. Gene Ontology annotation, molecular function: damaged DNA binding; hydrolase activity, acting on acid anhydrides, in phosphorus-containing anhydrides; DNA helicase activity.
CCUACAGUCCUACUUAAGCUAAUUAGACCAAUACGACAGCGUUAAAACUCCUAUAUAAACCGCAAGGCUUGAACAGGCAGAAGGAAGGGGAAACGCCAUCUCCGAGACCGGCGAGUUUCUCUACGCCGUUCAGUCGUCGUCGUCGUCAGAGGCGAAAGCUUAAAAGCGUGAGAGUGACGCGAUUGAAAGAUGAAGUUCCAAAUAGAAGACGUGACGGUUUAUUUCCCCUACGACAACAUCUACCCGGAGCAAUAUGCAUACAUGGUGGAACUGAAGCGUGCCCUAGAUGCCAAGGGCCACUGCCUUCUAGAGAUGCCGACUGGCACCGGUAAAACCAUAGCCUUACUUUCCCUCAUCACCAGCUACGCACUUUCCAAGCCUUCCAAUCCGAUCAAGUUCAUCUACUGCACUCGCACAGUCCACGAAAUGGAGAAAACUUUAUCCGAGCUUAAGUUGCUCCACAAUUAUCAGUUACAACACCUAGGCCCGGCCGCCAAGAUCCUUGCCCUAGGUUUAUCUUCCAGAAAGAACUUGUGUAUUAAUCCUACUGUGGUUUCCACUGAGAAUAGAGAUUCCGUCGAUGCGGCUUGUCGCAAACUUACUGCCAGUUGGGUUCGCGAGCUCGCUGCUGAAAACCCUAGGAUUCCGACUUGUUCCUUUUUUGAGAACUACGAGAAGUCUGCUUCUGAAGCCAUUCUGCCUCCGGGGGUUUAUACCCUGCAGGAUCUUAGAGCCUACGGGAAGUUGAAAGGAUGGUGCCCAUACUUUUUAGCGCGGCACAUGGUGCAACUUGCAAAUGUGGUGGUUUAUAGCUACCAAUAUUUGCUUGAUCCUAAGGUUGCAGGCAUUAUAUCCAAAGAGAUGCAGAGAGAAUCUGUCGUGGUGUUUGACGAGGCCCACAAUAUUGAUAAUGUAUGUAUUGAGGCUUUGAGUGUCAGUGUGAGGAUGCAGACACUCGAAGGGGCUACUAGGAAUAUCAAUAGGAUGUCUCAGGAGAUAGACAGGUUUAAGGCCACUGAUGCUGGUCGACUUCGUGCCGAGUAUAACCGACUUGUUGAAGGUUUGGCUCUAAGGGGAGAUCUGCCAGCUUCAGAUGCCUGGCUAGCAAACCCUGCCUUGCCUAAUGAUAUUCUAAAGGAAGCAGUUCCUGGGAAUAUAAGGCGGGCAGAGCAUUUCUUGUCUGUUCUCCGGAGAUUAGUUCAGUAUAUUAGAGGACGCUUGCAGACUGAAAAUGUUGAAAAGGAGGGGCCUGUUGCCUUUGUUGCUUCUGUUAACACUCAAGCUGGAAUUGACCAGAAAAUGUUGAGAUUUUGUUAUGACAGGCUUCACUCAUUGAUGCUAACUCUGGAGAUAUCCGACACAGAUGAAUUCUUACACAUACAAACUAUUUGUGACUUUGCGACACUUGUGGGAACAUAUACUCGAGGAUUUUCAAUUAUAAUUGAACCUUUUGAUGAGAGGAUGCCACAUAUUCCUGACCCAGUGCUGCAGCUAUGCUGUCAUGAUGCUUCUCUUGCCAUCAAGCCUGUUUUUGAACGAUUUCAAUCAGUUGUUAUAACUUCUGGGACUCUCAGCCCAAUUGAUCUUUACCCACGUCUUCUAAAUUUUAACCCAGUUGUUAGUCGAAGCUUCACAAUGUCCUUGACUAGGGAUUGCAUAUGCCCUAUGGUCCUCACACGGGGAAGUGAUCAGCUUCCUGUAAGUACGAAGUAUGAUCUGAGAAGUGAUCCUGGUGUUGAAAAAAACUAUGGAAAGCUUUUACUGGAAAUGGUAUCUGUUGUUCCGGAUGGAAUUGUUUGUUUCUUUGUCAGCUACUCUUACAUGGACGGGAUAGUCAAUAGUUGGCAUGAAACAGGUCUUCUGAAGGAAAUAAUGCAACAUAAACUGGUUUUCAUCGAGACUCAGGAUGUUGUUGAAACCACAUUGGCUUUGGACAACUAUCGCAAAGCUUGCGAUUGUGGAAGAGGAGCUGUCUUUUUCUCAGUUGCGAGGGGCAAAGUUGCAGAAGGUAUUGAUUUUGAUAGGCAUUAUGGUAGGCUUGUCAUCAUGUUCGGCGUUCCUUUCCAGUACACAUUAAGCAGAAUAUUGCUUGCAAGAUUGGAGUACUUGCGGGAUACUUUCCAGAUUAAGGAGGGCGAUUUUCUGACUUUUGAUGCUUUGAGACAAGCUGCUCAAUGCGUUGGGCGAGUUAUCCGUUCAAAGGCAGAUUAUGGGAUGAUGAUAUUUGCUGACAAGAGGUAUAGCCGUCAUGACAAGCGCUCUAAGUUACCUGGUUGGAUUUUGUCACAUUUACGUGAUGCACAUCUUAACUUGAGUACCGACAUGGCUGCGCAUAUAGCAAGAGAGUUCUUAAGGAAAAUGGCUCAGCCAUAUGAUAAAACUGGUGUCAUGGGCAAGAAAACCCUUUUGUCAGAGGCAGACUUGGAGAAGAUGGGGAAUUCCAACCUUGGGGAAAUGUUCUGAAGAUUUUGGGUUAAGCUAAGCUGCAGUCUUGUUGGAUGCCUGUGAAUUCACCAAUUUUGUCGUAAAUUUUGACCUUUUUUUUUUUGGCUGUUGUUGCUACAGAUUGUACACUGGUUGAACCAGAAACUGAUCUAGAAGGAAAAAUCUGGAAAUAUGACAGGAGGGUUUUUUUUUUGGGGGGGGAGGGGGGGUGCGAAUUAGAGAAUUUUGCUUUUUUUGAGCGUUUUUCCUUUUGGAUUUGUCUAUUUACAGAAGAAUUUUGGGAUUUUGUUGGAGAUAGGGUGUUUG